AUGAAGCCUGCAGUGAAAUACGAAGCUGUGGAAAAUAUAAAGACAAGUCUGUUCCCGGCAGUCGGCACCAGGGAGCGUGGACAGCUGUCUAACUGCACGCUUCAGGAUAUUAUGAAGCGACAAGGUGUGGUGAUGCUAACCACCACUAACCUUGGUUAUCUAGACCUGUCCCUAAAUAUGUUGGCUAGUAUCCGUAAAGUAGGUGUCUGUGUCAACACAACCAUAAUUGCAGAGGACAAGACGGUUUACAAGUAUCUGCGCAGCAAGGCCGAGGGGGACCCAGCAGUACACGUGGUCAUGACUAACUCUGGUGAAGUGCAGAGUAGGGAGGUGUGGAGCAAAGAUUUCAUUAACUACUUUGGCCUACUGAAGAAACGGCAGCGGUACUUUCUGAGCCUGCUAAAACAAGGCUUGGAGGUCCUUUUCACUGACUCCGACACAUUUUGGUUUAGUGACCCAUUUCCAUAUUUCCAGGGAGACUUUGAUAUGUCGAUGGUGGACCAGAAAUCACCUUACCCCACUCGCGCUCUAAAUGCUAGUUAUUGCGCCGGUUUUAUAUACCUUAGGCCGACCAACACGACGCUCCAGUUUGUUAGGAAGUGGAUUAUGUCACUGGAGGGAAAGAACAUCAUGGAUCAAUUUGUGAUGAACAGGUUAUUGCGGGCUGAUCAACCCGUGCAUGUCAAAGUACACCCACUGGACAUUCAUCUUUUUCCAUCAGGACCUAAGUUCUAUCAACUUUUAGAGCAAAAUGCAAACUACUCGGCGGUCGUCAUGCAUGCUGCAAGUAUUCAUGGUCACGCUGCCAAGGUGGCUAAAUUCAGAAGUUCCAAUAUGUGGUUAGUCAAUGGGACUAGUGAGGAGUUACUUGCUCGUGAGCACUCAUUGCACGAUAACUAG
Acanthaster planci (crown-of-thorns starfish) is the source of this 900-nucleotide messenger RNA. RefSeq lists its product as uncharacterized. The record is from RefSeq and is a predicted model, not a curated record. Gene Ontology annotation, molecular function: glycosyltransferase activity. Gene Ontology annotation, cellular component: Golgi apparatus. Lineage: Eukaryota; Metazoa; Echinodermata; Asteroidea; Valvatida; Acanthasteridae.